AUGACUGAAGUCUUACCAUAUCAACCAAAUGAUGUAGCUGUUAAAACUCGGCCUAGGUAUUUCAGAUUUUUACAUAAAGUUGGUACUAUAGAUGAUGCAGAAGAUGCUCAUAUUUCAAAAACUUUUCCGUAUAAUUUAGUAAUGAAAGUUGUAAGUUCAGAACCAAGAGAUGUUUUACAAUCCGAAAGAACAUGUUUAACAUUUAUAAGAUUUUCAACUGCAUUAUUUUUCACUGCAUUAGGAAUUAUAUUAAAUUUUAAAUUUGAUACUUCUGGUGAACCAGAUCAUGAUAAACAUAGACGUUUUAGUCAUAAAAAAUAUUCAAUUGCAAUUUCAUAUAUCUUGUUGAUUUUAAGUUUUUUGGUUUUAUUAGUAAGUGGUGUUAAUUAUUUUAUUACUAUAAAUAGAUAUGCUAGACAUAAGAUUGAUACUUAUAAUUUUAAUAAUUUUACAACUGCAAUUUGUAUUACUGGGAUUAUAUUAACAUUGGUUGCAAUUAAUAUCACAAUGAUUAUCGAAGGAUAUUUGGAAACAAGUUAA
This is a messenger RNA of Lodderomyces pseudojiufengensis, 540 nucleotides long. RefSeq lists its product as uncharacterized. The transcript has a single exon. The record is from RefSeq and is a predicted model, not a curated record. Bases 1 to 540 code for a protein of 179 amino acids. NCBI's taxonomy places the organism in Eukaryota, Fungi, Ascomycota, Pichiomycetes, Serinales, Debaryomycetaceae.